This is a messenger RNA of Euleptes europaea (tarantolino), 1056 nucleotides long. It is a transcript of the gene SGPP2, whose product is annotated as sphingosine-1-phosphate phosphatase 2. The transcript has 5 exons. Gene Ontology annotation, molecular function: sphingosine-1-phosphate phosphatase activity. Gene Ontology annotation, biological process: sphingosine metabolic process; phospholipid dephosphorylation. Lineage: Eukaryota; Metazoa; Chordata; Lepidosauria; Squamata; Sphaerodactylidae. Gene Ontology annotation, cellular component: endoplasmic reticulum membrane. Bases 1 to 1056 code for a protein of 351 amino acids. The record is from RefSeq and is a predicted model, not a curated record.
AUGGCCCGGCCGGCGCGCGGCCUCCAGGAUCCGCAGCUGGUCGCUCGCUUCCAGCGCUGCUGCGGCCUCUUCCCCGGGCCCUGUGCGCAAGGGGACCAUUCACAUGAGUAUAUUGUAACAAAUUACUUCUACUACUACCUGUUCUGGAUUUCAUCUGCGGUGGGCCAAGAAGUUUUCUACAUUACAUUCCUCCCAUUCAGUUACUGGAACAUUCACCCGUAUGUUGCUAGAAGGCUCAUAAUUAUGUGGUGUGUGGUUAUGUACAUCGGCCAAGUCUCAAAGGACCUACUGAAGUGGUCUCGUCCUUGUUCACCACCUGUUGUGAAGCUUGAAAAAAGAACAACUGCAGAAUACGGAAUGCCAUCCACACAUGCAAUGGCGGCAACAGCCAUCUCAUUUACUUUUGUUGCUGUGACUGUGGACCAAUAUAAGUACCCCUUUGAGCUAGGACUGAUGGGAGCCUUCUUAUUUUCAACACUGGUAGGCCUCAGCAGAAUUUACAAUGGAAUGCACACAGUGCUGGACGUGAUUGUCGGCAGCCUGAUCUCAGGGCUACUGGUUGCGGUCACAUAUCCGACCUGGGAUUUCCUUGACGGCCUGAUGCUCGCCAGCCCUUGGUGCCCCGUAUUCUACAUUGCCGUGCCCCUCCUCUUGUGCUACAACUACCCCAGACUUGAUCAUUACAGUCCUACGAGAGCAGACACCACCACAAUUCUGGGCGCUGGAGCAGGGAGCAUGAUAGGGGAUUGGAUGAGUAAUCACUACGUAGCAAAAUAUUCAGCAGAAGUUGUUAGUCCUUUAGUCACUGCUGAAACGGUCUUGAUGGCGCUUUUAAGGUUUUUGGUGGGCGUUUGUUUCCUAGUGGUCACCCGGCAGAUGGUUAAAAGCAUGGCACUUAGAGCACUGUGUUCAUGGUACAAGGUUUCUGUUGAUGAUCCUGUAGCCAAACAGCAAACAGAAAUUGAAGUGCCCUAUAAGUUUAUAACCUACUCUUGCAUUGGUCUUAGUGCUACAGUACUUGUCCCAUUACUGCAUGAGGUCUUAGGUUUAAGCUAA